Molecule: messenger RNA, 1079 nt
Organism: Limulus polyphemus (Atlantic horseshoe crab)
Lineage: Eukaryota; Metazoa; Arthropoda; Merostomata; Xiphosura; Limulidae
Product: metaxin-2-like
Exons: 9
Coding region: 147-935 (262 amino acids)
Biological process (GO): mitochondrion organization
Cellular component (GO): SAM complex
Source: RefSeq, a predicted model, not a curated record
ACAGGGUAAAUCGUGUCAGAGCUUGUACGUUAGACGGCAUGACUGCAGGUGAACGAGUAUUACGUUGUGCUUAGAGCGGGUUAUUACAAUAUUUUUAUAACUACAUAUAAAUAACAAUUCUUUAAAUUAUAUCAGUAUUAAGUAUCAUGCCUUCGGUUCUUCUCACCGAAUCUAUUGCCGUUGAGUUAGGAGCUGUGGAGCCAUGGCCAGAUGAUGUUAAACUAUAUCAGCCAUAUGAAGUGGAACAAAUCUUAUUGCCAGAUAAUGCUAGUUGUUUAAGUGUACAGGCUUUUCUAAAGAUGGCUUCUUUGGAUUUUCAAGUGCAAAUGAGAUCAAAUGCAGAAAGCAUGUCACCAUCAGGUAAAGUGCCUUUCAUCAGAUGUGGAGCUUUUGUUGUAGCAGAAAUGGACCCUAUUGUGGCUUUUGUGAAUACAAAGGGUAUUCGGCUUAACGAUCACUUAAGUGAUGCUGAGAAGGCUGACAUGAGGGCUUAUAUGUCAUUGGUUAAUUCUGUUCUUGCCAAUGCAGAGUUGUACAUUUGUUGGUGUCACAAUGAGACAUUUCAAGAGGUCACGAAACCACGCUAUGGUUCUGUAUAUCCAUGGCCACUGAACCAUGUUUUGUGUUGGCGAAAGAAGAAGAGCAUUAAAAAGAAGUUGGCAUCUGUUCAGUGGUUGGACAAAAGUUUAGAGGAGGUUUACGAAGAAGUCAACAACUGUUGUCAUGCUGUCUCGGAGCGACUUGGUACUCAAAAGUAUUUUUUUGGUGAAAGACCCACUGAACUAGAUGCCCUAGUAUUUGGACACUUUUUCUCCAUCAUCACUACUCCUCUUCCUGACAACAGACUAGCUGCAACUGUUCGUGGAUAUCAGAAUUUAAUUGAUUUAUGUAAGACUGUAGAUGAAAAGUUCUUCCAGAAGAAACAAGAAGAAUAACGUUGUUUGGACCGGAAUUUUUUUUCUUCUUAAGAUUUUUUAGUUUUGAUAUGGCUUACUUGUAUCGAUGAGUUUGAUUGAUGUAUAGCUUGUAUAGUAUUCAGAAAUGUACUAGAAUAAUAAAAUUAGUAUUAUGUGUGUGUU